Molecule: messenger RNA, 1880 nt
Organism: Phycodurus eques (leafy seadragon)
Lineage: Eukaryota; Metazoa; Chordata; Actinopteri; Syngnathiformes; Syngnathidae
Gene: timm50
Product: translocase of inner mitochondrial membrane 50 homolog (S. cerevisiae)
Exons: 11
Coding region: 281-1435 (384 amino acids)
Molecular function (GO): phosphoprotein phosphatase activity
Source: RefSeq, a predicted model, not a curated record
UUUUUUCUUCCCUAAACCAAUAUUAGGUCUUACAAGAACUUUGGGGAUUUUGCCCUCAACCGACAUGGUGGAGUUGCGUCGCAUUCGAAGGUCAGACUCACUCUAAUUUGUGAUUGGCCAGUACAGACAGAUCACGCCCACUUCGCCGUCCUUCGGAGGCCUUCUCCCUCGCUGAGAAGUUGUGACGCCUGCCACUCACGAGCUGCAACCAAUCGGGUGGUUUUAUCCUUUAGCUCGGAGUGGAAGACUUGAAGGCGCUCGCUGGUAACUGCCAUCCAAGAUGUCGGCUUCGUGUGCGUUCCCCAUGUGUGUGCGAGCGAGCCGGGGCCUCCUCAGGCUCCGCAGCGGUGCGGUCGCCGCGGUGGACGGAGUACGUACACUGUCCACGGACAAACCGGUGGCCGGGCACGACGGUGCGACGGGGGGUCUGGCUCAGGCGAUUCUCCAGGAGCGGCUCCAACAGCAGAGUCAGGGCCAGCCUCCUGCAGAGGGCGUGGAAGCUGCGCGCGGCGGAGGCGAGCAGGCAGGCGGCGACAAGAAGCAGAAGGAGAACACUGCCUACGCCAAGAAGAUGGUGCUCAGGUUGGCGGGCCUCAUGGGCCUGGGCGGCGCCGUCAGCAUCGUCUACAUAUUUGGGACCAAUUCAGUAGACGAACAAGGAAACCAGAUUCCCGAUGAGUUCGACAAAGAACCUCCAGUGGUCCAGCAACUGAAGAGAACUGUUAAGUACUUCCAGGACUACAGACAGAUGAUCAUCGAGCCCACCAGUCCCAAACUGUUGCCAGACCCAGUGAAGGAGCCUUACUACCAACCUCCGUACACACUGGUCCUGGAGCUCACAGAUGUCCUGCUGCACCCUGAGUGGUCGCUGGCAACCGGGUGGCGCUUCAAGAAACGUCCCGGCAUCGAUUACCUGUUCCAGCAGCUGGCGCCGCUCUACGAGAUCAUCAUCUUCACCGCAGAGACCGGCAUGACGGCGUACCCUUUGAUUGACGGCAUCGACCCGCAGGGUUUCGUCCUCUAUCGUCUCUUCAGAGACGCCACGCGCUACAUGGAUGGACAUCACGUCAAGGAUGUGUCGUGUCUGAACCGCGACAGCAGCAAGGUGAUCGUGGUGGACUGCAAGCGCGAAGCGUUCAGUCUGCAGCCGUUCAACGGGAUGGCGCUCAAGAAGUGGGACGGAAACUCGGACGACCGCACGCUCUAUGACCUCGCCAACUUCCUAAAGACCAUCGCGCUGAGCGGCGUGGACGACGUGCGCUCGGUGUUGGAGAACUACGCGGCCGAGGACGACCCCGUCGACGCCUUCAAACGCAGGCAGGCCCAGCUGGCACAGGAGGAAGAGCAGCGGGUGGGUGAGUGGUCGCAGCAAAAGAACUCUGGUUUGUCUCUGGGCUCCAUCGCAUCGCGCUUUUGGCGCUCCAAGCAGCAGUGAGCGAGCCAAGAAAUGCUGCUUUUCUUGGGGUGACGAGAGCUUUUGCUGGCCCCUCCCCCUCAGAGGAACAGAGCUUCUGAUUGGACAAAGGAGAGAAAGGGAGACGGGCUGGCUGUCGCUCUUUAAGAUCUGACCCGAGAUCUACCGAACUACAUCAAUGCCGUCCGUCACGGCGACCGCAACAAAGAUGGUGGCCGAGUGUGGCUGACGAUGUCGUCGCGAGAGGGCGCCGCAGUUGUCUAUCAUGUGACCACUUCCUGUCAUCGCCCUUUUUGUUGUUGUUUUCUAUUUAUUAACUUAAGUUUCCACGCCAGCUUGACUUUGCGUCUUUGUGCUCUUCAAGGUCUUCCUGUCUUGUUCUUCUCUUGCUUGCGGUCGCUUGUUGCAGAUCAUGUGAUGUGGACGUACGACGACUUCUUCAAUUAAAGAAAAAAACAAGCUCCUA